UGAGGCUUCCCCAAUGAUGCCUUUGUCAUGAGUCAGAGAAGGCCAAGGCCAGAAUUUUUUGGAGUCGCGAAGUUCGCCUCCGACUUCCGUUUAGCCGGCGAUGGAUUCGUGUGGUAACAAUACCGCGGUCAUCCGAAUCCAGCACAAGUGAUCUGCCAACGUUUAGGAUCUAAUCUUGGUAGUAGCCAGGCAAGCUUGGCAGAGCGGGUGAGGAGAGCCGAGCUGGCGGAAAUCAAGCCCUGGCCUCAAAUACCGCAACGCUGUCUCGCUUUGCAAGUUCUUUCACUAUUGACCUUGUACUACCCUCGGUUGCUCCUCUAAUCAUGUCUGAAAUCAAGGCUCUGCGGUCCAUCCUCAACAAUGCGCUGGACAUUCUGGAGGAUGAGCUUGACGCUGCUGGUCUGCCGCCGCUCUGGGUCGCCAAGCCUCAGAUGCACCCUCUAGACAAGCCCGACUAUCUUCAGGCUCCUAGGCUCUUUGAAGCUAGGCGUGUUAUUCUUGGUGCUUGCCGCAUGAUCGCCGCGGCGGUCCAGCCACCUACGGAGAAGAUUAUCGAAGAGGGAUGGGCACACCAGCGUUCUCAGGCACUUAAGAUGGCGACCCAGUACAAUGUCGCUGGUGUCCUUGCAGAGCCUUCAGCUGAUUCUGAAGAAUGCAUUGACUCUGCAGUGCUCGCCAAGCGAUUUGGGCUGAGUCCAGACCCGUUCAAACGCGAAAUGCGCAUGCUCGCUUCGCAUCACUUUUUCAGGGAGGUGUCCGAGGGCCGCUUUGCCAAUAAUCGAGUUUCGAUGUCCUUGAUCUCUCCUUACGCCGCUCCUUACGCUAUCCGCUACGUGGCAGACUGGGGUCUGACUGUGGCACACCGAGUGGUCGAUUCUCUACGCGUGGAGCAGUCUAAGACUGCCGCCCAGCUGGCGUUCGGGUUCGACACGGACCAGUUUGCUUUCUUGGAGAAGAACCCGAAAUGGCUUGAUGUGUUCACCAGCGCUAUGACGGGUUGCUACGAGAUCGCGGCUGUGGGCAUCGUCACCGACUAUCCCUGGAAGGAUCUUCCGAAGGGCACAACUGUUGUAGAUAUCGGCGGUGGUGAGGGUGGUCUCGUGAUGUCGAUUGCCAAGGCACACCCGCAUCUGCAGUUUGUCGACCAGGAUCGCCCCGAAGUCGAAGAGGCCGCGCACAGGAUGUGGAAGACAAAGGUGCCCGAAAUCUACAACGAGCAACGUGUCAAAUUCCAGAGCCACAACUUCUUCACUCCUCAACCCUUGAAGGGCGAGGGAUACGUGUAUGUCAUGCGCUGCAUCAUUCACGACUGGCCGCAUGAGGAGUGCGUUGCUAUUCUCAACGCUCUCAAGAACGCGAUGCUUCCUUCCUCCCGCCUGCUCAUUAUCGAGCACGUGAUCUACCCACCGCUUAUGCCCAAGGAGAAGACGCCUCUCGUGCUCGGUUUCAUGGACAACAGCAAGCCAUAUACCGAGCUAGCCACGCCCUGGCCCUUGCCUAACGGUCCUCAGGUCAUCGAGCUCACGCACGAUAUUGAGAUGUUCUGCAAUUUCAAGGCCAAGGAGCGUACGCCCGCAGAGUGGGACUCCCUACUCGCAGAAGUCGGGAUGAAAGUAGUCAAGAUCUGGCCGACGCGCUCCGAGUUCUCGGUCGUGGAGAUCAGCCUCGCCUGAGCUCGAAAGAGCGAAACGGAAGGAAGGAGAUGGACGAGAAUGAUAAGUUAAGAGGAGCAACAGUUCAACCUGAUCUCGAUAGAUCGGGCAGACUCUCUCAACCGGGUCCCUACAGGUAGUCAAUGUACAGUAAUUACUUCCCCUUCCAAGUGCCC
This is a messenger RNA of Dacryopinax primogenitus, 1828 nucleotides long. Its product is annotated as S-adenosyl-L-methionine-dependent methyltransferase. The transcript has 9 exons. NCBI's taxonomy places the organism in Eukaryota, Fungi, Basidiomycota, Dacrymycetes, Dacrymycetales, Dacrymycetaceae. The coding region runs from base 324 to 1673 and encodes 449 amino acids. The record is from RefSeq and is a predicted model, not a curated record. Gene Ontology annotation, molecular function: O-methyltransferase activity.